Messenger RNA from Salvelinus namaycush (lake trout), 857 nucleotides. RefSeq names its product mitogen-activated protein kinase 1-like. Gene Ontology annotation, molecular function: MAP kinase activity; ATP binding. The record is from RefSeq and is a predicted model, not a curated record. Gene Ontology annotation, biological process: protein phosphorylation; intracellular signal transduction. Bases 1 to 819 code for a protein of 272 amino acids. NCBI's taxonomy places the organism in Eukaryota, Metazoa, Chordata, Actinopteri, Salmoniformes, Salmonidae. The transcript is spliced from 5 exons. Gene Ontology annotation, cellular component: cytoplasm; nucleus.
AUGGGACACGGACAUCCUACCCUGACAAACCCUCCCCUAACCCAGGCGACGCAGGGCCAAUUCUCUGCGUAUUGCCGUGACAACAAGGUCCGCGUGGCGAUAAAGAAGAUCAGUCCGUUUGAGCACCAGACGUACUGCCAGAGGACUCUGAGAGAGAUUAAGAUCCUGCUGCGAUUCAAACAUGAGAACAUCAUCAGCAUCAACGACAUCAUCCUCACGCCCUCCAUCGACCAGAUGAAGGACGUCUACAUCGUGCAGGACCUGAUGGAGACAGACCUGUACAAGCUCCUGAAGACCCAGCGCCUGAGCAACGAUCACAUCUGUUACUUCCUGUAUCAGAUCCUGAGAGGCCUGAAGUACAUCCACUCUGCCAACGUCCUGCACCGCGACCUCAAACCCUCCAACCUGCUGCUCAAUACCACCUGUGAUCUAAAGAUCUGUGACUUUGGUCUUGCACGUGUGGCUGACCCGGACCACGACCACACAGGCUUCCUGACAGAGUACGUUGCGACUCGCUGGUACCGGGCGCCUGAGAUCAUGCUCAACUCCAAGGGUUACACCAAGUCUAUUGAUAUCUGGUCUGUGGGCUGCAUCCUGGCUGAAAUGCUCUCCAAUAGACCCAUCUUCCCUGGGAAGCACUACCUGGACCAGCUCAACCACAUACUGGGUACUCACUCACUCACUCACUCACUCACUCACUCACUCACUCACUCACUCACUCACUCACUCACUCACUCACUCACUCACUCACUCACUUACUCACUCACUCACUCACUCACGUUCAGGAAGACACAUUGUUACUCUCUAUUCAUGACAUGAUUAUCUGUAUCUCUGUCCAGUGUCUGUGUUCUGUUGCC